CCUGCACUGAAAUAAUAAACAGAAAAAAGCUGAUAUUAUGAGCCAAUGGACGAUGUAUAACUAUAUUAUAUCGAUUAUAUCAUCGUCAGCUAACUGACGACUAAUCAGCUCUCAUAGAAUAAUCCAAUGAUAUAAUAUGUUAUUUUUAAGCUCACUGGGAUUUACAUUACGAAGAAGCUAUACUACAAUUUACAAUUGUAUAUAACAUUUUAUGGAACAGACUCCUGCAAAAAUGAGAAAAAGCAGAUACUUGAUAAGAUAAUAUGAACUCCGGCUAAGAAUGAAAUGAAACUUUUUGCAUAAUCUUUUUAAAUCUGGCAUGCAAGAAUUAUGAAAAAUAUGAGAAACAAAUUUUUUAAAUUAAAUUGAGAACAAAAUGGCCAGAAGAAUUUUUGAUCACAUCACGUACACAUGGCCUUUGAGUGAUAAAAAUUGAAAAAUUUCUUAUGAAAUUCAAAAUUUUCAAGUGAUACUUCACAGCUAUUUAUAAAUUAUAUUAACAAAAUCGAUAAAAAGUAGAAAAAUAUAAAACCUCUCUCUUCUUUUCGUUUAAAAUUUACUAAAUUGAAAGAACAAUGUGCUCCCCGUGUGGACCUAUGGUUUGCUACAAAUAUGAGGAUUGCGGGCCUCCAAAAGAAAGAUCUGCCGAUACAGAUCCUAGAGUGGAAGAGAGUGGUACAGAAAAAAAGGGAUCAAAAGAGAAUCAACUCAAGAGGACAAAGAGCCGUGAGCUACGUGGUGGAAUUAUGUAUUAUAGUUGUCAUUGUAUAAAGCGUAAUGGUCUUCAACAUGAUUGUCGGCGCACUGGUUGUGGCGGAGAGCCAUCGUGUCUAGUUAUGCCGGACCCCUUGUGCGCACCGAGUCAACUAGCGCGAGCUCGCGGGCUCGCAGACCCAACACCACUAGCAGCACAUUACAGAGCUCAAGGAGGUGGUUCAGGUGGAUCAACGGGUUCCAGCACUGAAUCCGGCACUGGCAAAAGAUUCAUAGUGUGUGAACUUAAAGGCAUCGUUCCAGACUCUUCAACAAACAACAAGAAUAAGCAGUGCUGUAAGUGCCCAAUGCUAUUAAGUAACACUGUCGAACGUUCUGCAUACAAAGAGCGUAUUUGCAUGCCAAAGGCUGCAACAACCACAGAAACGACCACUACACAGUGUAAGUGUUCGUGUAGUUACAAACAAUCACCCGAUAGUGUAAAUCCAAUGUUGAUGUUGGACGAGGAAACCUAUAAUACGAUUCUUCGUAGAUUCGAAACUAAAGAAUUAGCUCCAAGCGAUGUAGUUAUUGGGCCAGGUGGUCGACCAAGAAAGGUAAAACAAACUGAAGUUAAGGAUGAAUCGUGUACUAGACCGGGUUGCGUACACUGGAAACCGCCGCCGCCUUGUUUAUGGGAUGCUCCUUGCAAAGCUGACUGUUUUGAAGCUCCGCCUGGUAUCCAGCCUGGCCGAAAUCCAUUAACUGGCAGCGGCGGCUCCAGAAUACCCAGCGCAUCACCCGGUGAAAACUCUGGUAAAAAGUUUAUAAUGCUUACUCCACUUUGAAUGCCUACAUUCU
Molecule: messenger RNA, 1554 nt
Organism: Maniola jurtina (meadow brown)
Lineage: Eukaryota; Metazoa; Arthropoda; Insecta; Lepidoptera; Nymphalidae
Exons: 3
Coding region: 576-1541 (321 amino acids)
Source: RefSeq, a predicted model, not a curated record